AUGGCCACCUCCAAUGAACGCGACCAACUCCCCGGUCCCAGUCCAGAGGAUGAGAACCAGCAAGAGAGCAAGAUCCGCAAAGUAAGCCGGGCGUGCGACUUUUGCAAGGCGCGCAAGGCCCGCUGUACCGGCGACCUGCCCUGCCAGAAAUGCAUGGUGAAAGGGAGAGUCUGUCUCUACAGCGCAAAGUACACUCGAGGACGACCUCCAACUCCGCCGAGGUCCACUAGCGUCCGCUCGCCAACCGGAAACGAUGGAGUGGCUCUGAUCUCGCCAGCUCGUUACACGAGUCCCGCCGUGUCCAUAGAGUUGUCGCGGCACCCGCACCAUCCAGACCCGGAAAGCGCCGCGCCGUCGAGGGCUUCGCCAGAACUUGGUCUGUCGGAAAUACAAGGCCAAGUCUUCGACCCCACUUCCGGCUUUUCCUUUCUUCAUCGUGCGUGGAAGCGUCUCUCGGCGCGCAACGCAGGCUCCAUCCAAGGCGACUCGAGGACAGUCUCCUCUGACAAACCGCUAGCGGAGAGGAGGGAGCAUGCGCCGCUACAGCUUCCUGAGCCGGAUGAGAGCCGCCGGCUCGUGGCGCUGUAUUUCGACGUCUGCAUCGCCACAUAUCGGGUGUUGCAUCGGCCAACGGUAGAAGAGUGGCUCGCUGUCGUGGAGCGCAACGUCAGUCAAGACCAGCCAGUCUGGCAUGGUCUCGGCCGCUCACGAGCCGCCGUUGUCCUCGUGGUCCUCGCGAUCGCCGCCGCUCACCAUGAAAAGUCGAAAGGCAUCUCAUCUCAAGAAGAUGAGACCCGCGCCCUGAGUCUCAGCGACGAGCUCUUCGGUGUCUCGCUUCGCCUUGUUGACGUCGAGAUGGGUCCUCCCCGAUUGGAGUCGGCGCAGGCGCGACUUGUGCAGGUGCUGUAUCUCCUUACUACAUCAAGGUUCAAUAGAGCCUGGUUCGUAUUUGGAAGCGCGCUGCAACUGAUCUCCGCCCUCGGUCUCCAUCGGCGGGCGAACCCUAAGAAACGCAAAGUGACCAGGGAAGACUAUAUACAGACGCAGUGUGGGUUGCGCCUGUUUUGGUCAGCUUACAUCCUGGACAACUAUCUCGGCGUAGUGUUUGGACGUCCACGCCAUUACAACGACGACGACAUUGACCAGGUUUUGCCCGACCGAAUCAAUGAUGAAGACAUGACUGCGGUCGGUCCAGGACAGGGGUUAGACGAUUUGGGCGACUGUCACAUUGAUGCUCUGAUCUUCCAUGCCAAGAUUGGCACGAUUAUAGGCUCAAUAUCCAGAGAGGUCUAUAGCAUCAAAAACAUUCCAGAGGGAGAUCGCGUCGCCGCCGCCCACCGCCUCAUUCAGGAGGCAACAGUCAUGAAGAUUGCUCACUCUCAUGCCGUCAUGCAUGCUAGUCGACUGUUUCUUCUAGGCGAUCCUUCACGGCACGAGAACCACGUGCGAGGCUGCGUCGCUGCGGCGCGGACAGUACUGGAGACUGUCGACGGCAUGGCCAAAGAAGGUCCCAUAUUCCAUGCCUUCUGGUGGACACACUAUGUCACCUUUUGCGCGCUUGUCGUGGUAUACAUAUGGGAAAUCCAGCAGAGAAGGGCGAACAGCGCCGUACAACAGCAGCGAACGAGCCUUCUGAAUCUAGCGGAGCGAUGCCACACGCACCUAGCACACGCGACAGCUACAAACUCUCCAAGUCGUCGAUACGCCGUCAUCUUGGAAGAGUUUCGCAAGACUGCGCUCUGUCAGCCCCUCGCUCAAGAGAGGAACGAUGACGUUGACGUCGCAGAGCCACCAGGAUUGACAAUUGAUCCUCAGAAUCCAGGCUUCGUACAGGGAAGCGCGGUCCCUGCUGCCAUUGGGGGUGGCCUGCAGAGCAUGGCAUCGCUGAUGAACUUUGAUCCCCAACAAUUCGAUGCUUGGCAGAUGACGGAUUUCUUCAUAGACUUGGACUCCUCGGCGUUUUGGCCGCAAGUUGACGUUGAUGAGUCUAUGAUGUGGACCUCAAUGGGUCUCUGA
Molecule: messenger RNA, 2016 nt
Organism: Purpureocillium lilacinum
Lineage: Eukaryota; Fungi; Ascomycota; Sordariomycetes; Hypocreales; Ophiocordycipitaceae
Source: RefSeq, a predicted model, not a curated record